Molecule: messenger RNA, 2096 nt
Organism: Ziziphus jujuba (common jujube)
Lineage: Eukaryota; Viridiplantae; Streptophyta; Magnoliopsida; Rosales; Rhamnaceae
Exons: 14
Coding region: 150-1880 (576 amino acids)
Molecular function (GO): short-chain carboxylesterase activity; monoacylglycerol lipase activity
Source: RefSeq, a predicted model, not a curated record
UUUUUUCUCGUUUUCCGACUUCAAAAUUCGACUUCGUCGUUCACCGAACCAGACCAAACCGCCAAUUCGAAAUCCCAAAUUUCCAAAAAACAAAAUAUAAAAAUAAAAAUAAAACCGUGCUCCACAUACACACACGUACGCAAAGCGAAAUGGAUUUCUCUGAAAAUCGAAAUGAAUCUUCUUCGAAUCCAUACGGCCUUCUUCUCCAUUCGCUAUCUCUCAUUCCCAUUUCGCAUUACGUAAUCGGCUUUCUCGUUGUUUUCUUCGUUUUUCUCUACAAUUUCUUGGAAUUCCAUUUCUUCGAGAACCUUCGCACCGGUUUGAGAGGUUUCCCCGUCGUUUUCACCUACAAUUCCUCCUCCGACAUUUACAACGCCGUCGUUUCCAAGUGCCGGGUUCUUAAUGGCAGGUAUUUGCCGACGCCGUGGAUCUCAAGCCCUCAUUUCCAAACUUGUUUUCUCAAUUUCUUUGGAAGACCUCCUGUUUUUAGCUAUAGAAGAGAACUCUUCCACGCUUCUGAUGGUGGCACUAUUGCCUUGGAUUGGCUAAGUAGUUCUGAUGUUUCUGGUGCUUUUCACAUGAACAAUGUUAUUUCCAAGGAUGACACAACACCUAUUAUGGUGGUGAUCCCUGGUUUAACCAGUGAUUCUGCAUCAGCUUAUAUAAAGCACCUUGCCUUUAAUACAGCAAAAAGUGGGUGGAAUGUGGUUGUCACCAACCACAGAGGACUUGGUGGUGUUUCAAUUACUUCUGAUUGCUUUUAUAAUGCUGGAUGGACAGAGGAUACAAGGGUAAUUAUAAAUCACCUCCAUGAUGAAUACCCCAAGGCUCCUUUAUUUCUUGUUGGAACUAGUAUUGGUGCCAAUAUUUUGGUAAAAUAUCUUGGGGAGGAUGGAGAUGAUAUUCCUAUUGCUGCAGCUGUGGCUGUCUGCUCUCCUUGGGACCUUUUGAUUGGUGAUAGAUUUAUAUGCCGUAGACUGGUGCAAAAGUUAUAUGACAGAGCUCUUACAAUAGGUCUUCAAGGCUAUGCUCAAUUACAUGAGCCUCGAUAUACUCGCCUUGCUAAUUGGGAAGGCAUAAAAAAGUCACGUUCUAUUCGAGAUUUUGACCACCAUGCUACCUGCCUUGUUGGAAAAUUUGAGACCGUCGACACAUACUACAGGCACUGUAGCAGUACUAAUUAUGUGGGAAAUGUGUCGGUCCCACUUCUCUGCAUCAGUGCUUUGGAUGAUCCAGUGUGUACUAGGGAAGCCAUUCCAUGGGAUGAAUGCAGGGCAAAUAAAAAUAUUGUAUUGGCUACUGUAAAGCAUGGAGGACAUCUUGCAUUCUUUGAAGGGAUAACUGCAGCUGGCUUGUGGUGGGUAAGGGCCGUUGAUGAGUUUUGUAGGGUUAUGCACUCUAGCCAAUAUAUGCAUGUAAAAAAGAAGAAUCCUAUUGCACAGUCGAAAUUGUCUUCAAUCGAUCAAGGUCCAUUUGUGAAUGUUGCUGCUGACGGGAUGGUGGCUGCAAUGGGACAUGAACAAAUGAGAGAUGACAAGGUUGAAGAAUUAUCUGAAUCUCAGAAAAAUCAUCAUGGAAAAGCUGAAAUACUUCCAGAUGUAGAACAACAUGAGCAGUUGACACAACCGAAGCCGGAUUCUAUGGCUGACACCGCACAAACUUCAAGUCAAGCUACCAGCAAUCAGGAUGCCAAAACUCUGGAUGUACUUGCUCCUGUUAAAAGAUGCUUGGAUCUACUGUCUCAGCAGAACAGAUGCUCAGUAUGGCUGCUCGCUUAUAUCGCCAUAGUUACAAGUUGGCCAUUGUUAGGCUCUGCUUUUAACAUUGUCUUUAGGAAGAAGCUGAGAAAUGUCUCUCCUUCUGCCUUGCUCAGAAGAUAAUCCCAUGCUAUGCUCUUUAAUUGUUGUUGUAAACAUGUAUUAGUCGUUCAUUCCAAGCUGUAGAUGCUGUUGACUCUGUUUAGGGUGGUAAUAGUUAGAUUAAAUCUCAACCACUCUUUCUGAAUAAAAUAUGGAAUCCAAUAAGAUAGUAGAUAGUCCCUCAAAUGUUAAUGGUUAUCCUGUAGCUUUAAUAUGAAUUCAUAUUUAAUGUCUCAA